Molecule: messenger RNA, 981 nt
Organism: Magnusiomyces paraingens
Lineage: Eukaryota; Fungi; Ascomycota; Dipodascomycetes; Dipodascales; Dipodascaceae
Exons: 1
Coding region: 1-981 (326 amino acids)
Cellular component (GO): plasma membrane; endoplasmic reticulum
Source: RefSeq, a predicted model, not a curated record
AUGUCACCAUUAGCAAGUCUAUUUGAAAGAGGUAACGAAGUCCUCAAUAUUAACAACGCUGACGGUGCUGAUUUCCAUAUCACCACCCACGGUUCCGAUUGGCUUUGGUCUGUCUUCUCCAUCUUUGCCUUGGUCACUCUUCUUGUUCUCGGUUUCUCCUUCACUAAGCCUAAGAAUCAACGUACCUUCCUUCAUGUCAUUGCUCUUGGUCUCAUUGCUCUCUCUUACCAGUACUUCACUCUUGCUUCUAACCUCGGUUGGGCCCCUGUUCAUGCCGAGUUUAACCAUGUUACCACUAGUGAUCAGUCAAAGACUCCUGGUAUGAGACAAAUCUUCUACGCUCGUUGGGUCAGUUACUUUGUUGCCUUCCCUACAUUCUUCCUUUCCUUUGCUGUUCUUGUUGGUGAAACCUGGUCAAACACUAUCGCCAUCAUCAUUUGCGAAGAACUCACCGUUGUCUCUCUCCUUAUUGGUACUCUGAUUCACUCUACCUACAAGUGGGGUUACUACACCUUCGGUCUGGCUGGUUUCUUCCUUGUCGUUUACUACCUUGUCUUCUCCUACAGAGUCGCUGCUCAGAGCCAGGACAAGUCUGUUGCAACCCAUUCUUUCGCCAUCAUUGGCGGUGCAAUCGUCCUUCUUAUGCUCUAUCCUAUUGCUUGGGCUCUUUCUGAAGGUGGUAACGUCAUCCAACCUGAUUCUGAAGCUGUCUUCUAUGGUAUCCUUGAUAUUGUCUUCUUCAUCCUCAUCGGAACCUUCUACCAGAUCUUUGUCUCUAGAUCAAUUGACUUUGUCGGUGAAGGUGUCUCUGGCUUCGAUUACCGCGUCUUCACUUCCCAUGGCCCUAGAUCUGUCCCAGCUGUCGCUUAUCCUUCUACCAAGGAGGAAGAGCUCCCCACACCCCCUGCUCAGUCUAGACCUUCUGAAGCCACUGCCCAUACCGCUGAACCCACUUCUGCUGAUGUUGAGCAACAAGUUUAA